Aphanomyces astaci is the source of this 228-nucleotide messenger RNA. RefSeq lists its product as hypothetical. NCBI's taxonomy places the organism in Eukaryota, Oomycota, Saprolegniomycetes, Saprolegniales, Verrucalvaceae. The record is from RefSeq and is a predicted model, not a curated record. The transcript is spliced from 2 exons. Bases 1 to 228 code for a protein of 75 amino acids.
AUGAAAGACCUCACAUCGGACCAGCGCCGCGCAGUGGUGGACCACCACCUCUUGCGCGUUGUCCAAAAGCCAUGCAAACUUCAACGCGGUGCCAUAAAAGACGUGGCCCGCAUCUUUGGCCGCAAUCGCCACACGAUCUCCGACAUUUGGAGGCGUGCAAACGUAUCACUUGGCGGCGACCUACCCAUGCGUGAAAUCCCGUUCCUGCUGCUCAACGUACAACAUUAA